AUGAAGAAGUAUAGGCUUCGGCGUGUGAUUGGAGAGGGUGCAUCGAGUACUGUGUAUGGCGGGAUAUCCACGGCUGGGGAGGAUGUGGCUGUGAAGAUAACUCCGCGAAGAGGAAAGGCGGGUGACAUGGCAUACAAAGAGAUCAGGAUGCUGGACUGUGUCAAACACGAAAAUAUUGUUAAGGUUGUUGACAAGUUUGAAUCUGAGAACCAUGUGUAUAUAGUUGAGGAGCUGUGCGACUUGAAUCUUGUUUCGUUUCUUAAUGAAUACGAGGUUGAUGAAAAUGUAGCCUUGAAGAUACUGAGGAUGAUACUGUGUGGGCUAAGACACAUCCAUUCGAUGGGAAUUAUACACAGAGACCUGAAGCUAGGGAACAUACUUUUGAAGGGAAACACUGUGAAGAUCUGUGACUUUGGACUUUCAUGCUACGUAGAGGACAACAAGCAUGAAUUCUGUGGAACGAUGGACUACCUUGCGCCCGAGGUGAUUGACGGAAGGAAGUAUACUCAGAGUGUUGACAUAUGGUCGGCAGGGAUCGUAUUUUAUGUUCUACUUACGAAGAAGAAGUUCUAUGAGUCUCUGGGUGCCUUGAAGUGUUCUGAAGAACUCAGAGACCUUCUUGGAAGGCUACUUGAGAGGGAUGAGACCAAGAGAAUCAGCGCAAGUGAGGCGUUGAUGCAUAGAAGCUUCAGUAGAUUCAUACCGAGAUGCGAGGAUUUCAGAUGUCUUCCCUCCUUUGAGAAGAGCACGAGGUACGGAAUGGUGAAGAAGACCAGAGAUUCUGUUGAGCUGGGGGAUGCCAGGAUAGUGGCCAGGAGUAAGAAGAACGGCCAUGGGGUAAGAAAACAUCCAGAUGCAAGAUGCUUAUGUGGCGAGAUAUUUGGAUAUUCUGUGUUUAUUAGGUCUGAGGAGAUUGAGCCUGCAUUUAUUACGAAUGGAGACCUGAAGGCAUUAAGCCUGCUUACUGCAAACGUAAAGAUGGUGAAGGAUAGAACACCGAAAAUAAUAAUAGAAAGUGGUGGAGACAAGUUUUAUUAUAUGUUUUCUGGGGGAUUUGCAUAUGUCACGGAAGAGCUUACCUUGAGAACAAAAGACAAAGGAUAUGAAAUGAGUUUUAAAGGUAAAGAGAAGGUGUGUUCUGAGGACAUUCCCGAUUUUCUGUACGAAGUUAUCACAGGGCUAAAGGCCAGAAGCGAAGUAAUUGACAGGGGUGUAUGCUGGUAUACAAGAGACACGCCCAUACUAGUGGGUUGUUCCUCACAUCAGCAGUUCUCCAUGUCAUGUGUGUCACAAGUGAGCGAUAUGAGUAUAAGGAUGAGGACACACUAUGAUUACAUCGAAAAUGUUGGGUGGUGUAUUAGAGACGGGCUCAAUCUCCUAUUUCUGAUGAAUAGUGGAGAAAGAUUUGAGGUUUUAUGCGAAGAUCUGGCGGUCAGAUACAAGGAGAGUGUGCUUCUUAUUGACGACGACCUUCCGAUGAAACUCAAACACUAUUUGAAAAGCAUCUCUCCCUUCCUGAGGAGUAUUCGUGAUGGUUUUAUAUAG
Encephalitozoon hellem ATCC 50504 is the source of this 1545-nucleotide messenger RNA. RefSeq names its product catalytic protein kinase. The record is from RefSeq and is a predicted model, not a curated record. The transcript has a single exon. NCBI's taxonomy places the organism in Eukaryota, Fungi, Microsporidia, Unikaryonidae. The coding region runs from base 1 to 1545 and encodes 514 amino acids. Gene Ontology annotation, biological process: protein phosphorylation. Gene Ontology annotation, molecular function: ATP binding; protein kinase activity.